Messenger RNA from Rhinolophus ferrumequinum (greater horseshoe bat), 452 nucleotides. RefSeq names its product translocase of outer mitochondrial membrane 7 (gene TOMM7). The transcript has 3 exons. The coding region runs from base 75 to 242 and encodes 55 amino acids. The record is from RefSeq and is a predicted model, not a curated record. NCBI's taxonomy places the organism in Eukaryota, Metazoa, Chordata, Mammalia, Chiroptera, Rhinolophidae. Gene Ontology annotation, biological process: protein import into mitochondrial matrix. Gene Ontology annotation, cellular component: mitochondrial outer membrane translocase complex.
GCGUGCGCACCGCCUUCCUCGUUCGGAUUCCCGGCGCGGUGGCCGCUGCUGUGGGUUCUUCCUGGGCCGUCGCCAUGGUGAAGCUGAGCAAGGAGGCCAAGCAGAGGCUGCAGCAGCUCUUCAAGGGCGGCCAGUUUGCCAUUCGCUGGGGCUUCAUUCCUCUCGUGAUUUACCUGGGAUUUAAGAGAGGUGCAGAUCCUGGAAUGCCUGAACCAACCGUUUUGAGCUUACUUUGGGGAUAAAGGACUGUGUGGUCAUCUGGAUUUGGAAGCAAUCAGUGGACAGUAACAACAUGGAAGGUGUGUGCUCUGGCUGGGAUAAGAGAUGACACAUCGUUCAGACGUUCACCAGUUGAAUGGACAGGGCUCUUCUCACAUGCAUCUGGCUGAGUGGAACCUCUCCUGACAUAUUUAUGGUAGACUGUAACAAAAUAAAAGUAUUUAACAAUGUUA